Messenger RNA from Salpingoeca rosetta, 4171 nucleotides. RefSeq lists its product as uncharacterized. The record is from RefSeq and is a predicted model, not a curated record. Bases 47 to 4171 code for a protein of 1374 amino acids. The transcript has 5 exons. NCBI's taxonomy places the organism in Eukaryota, Choanoflagellata, Craspedida, Salpingoecidae. Gene Ontology annotation, molecular function: protein binding.
ACGUGAUCGACAAACACGACCCACCACACCAACAACAACAAUCAAGAUGAGUGCGCGUGUUGGUGUGUCUGCCGGGUUCCUGCGCUCGCUUCUGGAUGACCUUCGCAGUGAGCAGCCGUCAUGCUGGGCUGAUCUGACGACCAAAGACGUGUGUGAACGCGUGAUCCUGCCUCGCGCGCAAGCACACUCCCAGCAAGGGAGUGCGUACACGGCCGUCAUCGGAGCCAACUGCAACGAGAACGGCGGCGAUGAAACAGCAGAUGGUCAUGCCGCUGUCGGCCCGGCCAACGUGUACGUGGUGCACGCGUGGCAAGACAAGUUUGUGGACCUGGCCAACAUGCUGAUCCAGUUUGCAGAGGAUGAGGUGACAAAAGGCAGCGCCGAGAAGGAGGGGAAUGGCUCUACGAAGCAAUGCUUCUUUUGGAUUGACAUCUUCUGCGUCAACCAACACGGCGCCACCACUGCCGAGCAUCCCCCAGAAUGGUGGGACACCAUGCUGAAGGAUGCCAUUGACGAGAUUGGACACACGGUCGUUGUCAUGUCUCCAAGGGAUACCGAAGCAACGCCAGUGAGCACGACGGCGCUCAGGCGCCUCUGGUGUCUGUGGGAGAUGCACUGCAGCAUCAAGGAUGGCGCAUCGAAGCUGAUCAUCCGUGUGCCCAGUAGCCAGCAAGCUGCUUUCAAGGCAGCGGUGCUGCGGGACCUCCUGAGCAGCAACAGCGACAGCAGCAGCGGCAGCGGCGGCGGUGCGUUCAUGGACGCGUUUGUGCGCGUGCGCGGCGAUCAAGCAGAGACAUCGCUGCUGCGAGACAAGCAGUUCAUUGUCCGCGCCGUUGUCAAAGGUGUUGGGUUUGCGAAACUGAACCAAGCGCUGCAAGACUGCCUGCGUUCGUGGUACCUGGACCAGCUCGAGCCAUUCGUGCUCUCCUCACGACCGCACGCUGACGGCGGGCACGAUGAACAAGGCAACACCAGCGAAACAACCCCACCGGCACCAACACAACAUUCGGAAGCGGAAAGGGCGGGCAAGACCGGAUCAGCAGCGUCAAUCCCGUAUGCUGUGCUGUGCCACAGGGCCGGCGACCUGCUGCUCAAGCACGGGCGGUAUGCACAGGCCAUUGCCAUGCUCCAGCGAUGCAUCACGCCUGCCCCCACCACCACGUCUGACGGCAAGAGUAGUGGUGUGGACGCGGGGUUUGAGGCGGAGGUGCUGAACACGCUGGGACAGGCGUACUGCUACAACGCCACGUACGACAAGGCCAUGGACUGCUUCAACCGGGCGCUCCAGCUCCAAGACCAGCAGCAGCAGGGUGAGGGAGAACAAGAGACAGCAACAGACAAGAAGGAAACAACAACAGAGCCAGCAAAAACAACAACAGAAUCAGCAACAACAGCAGCAGCAGCAGCAGCAGCGAGUGCAACAAAGCCGUCUGUCACUGCUGCCUUGGCGCACCAAGGGCUGGGUCAGGUGUGCACGGCCAUGUGCAAGUACGAUCAAGCGCGCAAACACCUGCAAAUAAGUUUUGACAUGCUGCAACGGCUGCUGGGCACCAAGCACGUGCGAACCGCAAACGUGCAGGGCGACAUUGGGCGGUUGCACAAGUGCAUGGGCGACUAUGGAGAUGCGCUGGCCUUGCUCCAAUCGAGCCUAUCGACGCUGGAAGUAGUGGUUGGGGAGCAACACAUGGACACGGCCUCCGCCCUUCACUCCAUUGGAGAGGUGCAUUUUUACCGGUCAGAGUACGACCUUGCGCGCGAACACCUGCACCGGUGCCUGCGGGUGCGGCUCGCCACGUGCGGGCAGCAGCACCCCGAGAUUGCCAUGACGUACCUUGAGCUGAGCGACGUGUACGACAGCGCUGGGGAGACGGCCCGCGCACACGAGUACGCGACCACAGCCCUCGCCAUCCUGCAACGCACGGUGGGGGAGCUGCACCCGUACACGGCCAACGCCAACCACAGCCUGGGCGUGCUGGCAAGCGGGGCCGGCGACUACGACAAAGCCAUGGCGUUUGCAGAGAAGGACCUGGAGAUUUCGCGUGCGUCACUCGGGGACAUGCACCCCGAUGUUGCAGCAACCUACCUGCACAUCAGCGAGAUUCUUGACAACAAGGGCGACUACACGCGCGCGCGGGAAUGCACGGAGACGGCGCUGCGCAUUCUUCGCGCAUCUGUUGGCGAACACCAUCCGCGUACGGCGCUGGCGUACCGGUCAUAUGGGCGCAUCUACGACAGCAUGGGUCAGUACGAUGACGCGCUGGAGCAGUACAAGACGUCGCUGCGAAUCACGUUGGAGGUGCUGGGGGACACCAACCACUUCACCGCCAUUGUGUACAACUCCAUGGGCCAGCUGUACAAGGCCAUGUGCAAGUACGAUGACGCCAUUGCCUGCUUUGAGAAGGACCUGGAGAUCACGCGCAAGCUGGUUGGGGAGAAUCACCCAAGCACAGGCGCCAGCUACAACACCAUGGGCCAGGUCUAUGACGACAAGGGCGAGUAUGACCGGGCGAUUGAGCUGUACGAGAAGGACCUUCGCAUUGCUCUGCGCGUGAAUGGCGAGUCGCACCCGAGCACGGCCAUCACAUACGACUGCCUUGGCCAGGUCUACGAGCACAAGGGCGAGUUUAACCGCGCAACAGAGUACUUUGAGAAGAGCCUGAAGAUCAAGCUGGAGAAGCUGGGCGACAGCAACCCGGGGACAGUGGUGACAUACAACCACCUUGGGCGCGUGCUUUCGCAGAAGGGCGAGUACGACCGCGCUGCGGAGCUGUUUGAGAAGGACUUGGCAGUGACACUGCAGAUGCAUGGGGAGGACCAUCCAUCCACCGCAACCACGGUCGACUGCAUUGGGCAGGUGUACUUCUACAAGGGCGAGUACAGCACGGCGGAGACGUAUUUCAAGCGCAGCCUGCGCAUCAAGCAGAAGGUGCUGGGUGAGAUGCACCGGGAGACGGCCACCACAUACGACAACCUGGCCAACAUUGCCCUGAACAAGCGCGACUUUGUGCGUGCGCUGGAGCUGUUCAACAAGUGCCUGGACAUUGAGAAGCAGGUGCUGGGCGAGCAGCACCCGACCGUGGCCAACACCAUCACCAACAUCGGCCAGGUGCACACGCAGCUCGGUCAGUACCAGCGUGCACUCGCCUGCCUGGAGCAAGCGUUCGCCAUCCAGACGCAGACGGUGGGUGUUGUGCACCCAAACGCAGCCACCACCGUGGAUUCCCUGGGCACUGUGUUUGCGGAGAUUGGCGACCAGGGCCGCGCCAUCCAGUGCUUCGAGCAGGCGCUCAACGUGUGGCUGGAUACGGUUGGGGAGCAGCACCCCAACACCGCCGCCACGCUGUAUGAGAUUGCGCAGGCACACCGCAGCAUGGGCAACGUGGAGGAGGCAGCACAGUUCUACCAGCGCAGCCUGGGCAUCUACACGGCCGUGCUUGGCGAGCGGCACCCCGACCUGGCGACAGUGUACUCGGGGCUGACCCAGCUGGCGCUGGACUGUGGCGACUACGAUACGGCGCUGCGCUACCUGGAGAAGGACCUCGACAUCUCUCUGGACGCCCACGGGGAGCAGCACCCGGACGUGGGCACCACAUAUGCGCAGUACGCGCACGCGCACGUGGGCAAGGGAGACCUUGAUCGCGCGCUUGAGUGUGGCGAGAAAUCGCUGGCCAUCUUUGCAGCCACGGUCGGUGAGGACCACAUGUCCACAGCACUGGCGUACGACGCGCUUGCUGCGGUGUACGCUGCACGGGGAGAUGAGCAGCGGUCGCAGGAGUACCGGACACUCUCCGAGCAACUGUCAGAGCCUGAGGGUACAGGCGACGGUGAUGAUGGUGAUGAUGGUGAGGAAGAAGAAGAAGAGGAGGAGGAGGAGGAGGAGGGCAGGGAGGGGGAGGGGGAAGAUGAGAGUGGGAACGAAGAAGGGAACGAAGAAGACGGAAGCGGAGGUCAGCAACGAGAGGAGGAAGAACAACACCCACAGCAGCAGCAGCAGCAGCAGCAGCAGCAACAGGCUGAAGCGGAAGCAGGCAGAGCAGAGGCAGGAGCGUCAGGUGGCCCCAUCACCACCCGCCGCACCACGGCUCGGCGUCGCCAUACCCGUGAUGGUGAUGGUGGUGAUGAUAACGAUGAUGGGGCCGGUCCAUUCUCCAAGACGGCGCGGCUGCUGUGA